Dimorphilus gyrociliatus is the source of this 3661-nucleotide messenger RNA. Lineage: Eukaryota; Metazoa; Annelida; Polychaeta; Dinophilidae. The record is from the annotation of a GenBank genome assembly.
UAUGGCUCUUAGUUCAGCAGAAUCUCAGCAAUCAAUUGAAGAUAACCCUAUCAAUCAAUCAGUAGAAAUCUGGAGAAAAUCUGAAAUUGAAUUUGAUUUAAACACCCAACCAACGAAAAGAGACGUUUUGAUGACAAAAUUAUCAUAUUCCAGUUCAUUGAAUAAAGAAGUUUGUCCCUAUGAUUUCUUCAAAAAAAAAAUAGAAAAUUUGACAAAAUCCCCUUCAAAUACUCUUCAAGAAUCAUUAAAUGAUAAGUUUUAUGAUGAUGAUGAAAGUACAAUACAAAGUUUGACUUUUUCAUCAGAGUCCUUUAAAACAACAAUGCUUCCUGCAUCAAUUCUCUCCUCAGAAGAAGGGGAAAAAGAAGAGAAACAAGAAAGAGACGAAGCUAAAGUAAAAGGUGAUGAAGAUGAGGGACAAGAAAGAGAUGAAAAUAACGAAGAAGAGGAUGAGGUUAAGGAAGAAGAACAAGGAAGAGAUGAUAAUAAAAUAGAAGCAGAAGAAGAACAGCAAGAAAUAGAUGGAAAAAAAGAAGAGGAUGAAGUUGGAGGACAACAAAGACAGGAAAACGAAGAAACUAAAGCGAAAGUAGGGAAAAGACAAGGAGAAGAGGAGGAGGAAGAGGAAGAAGAAGAAGAAAAAGAAGAAGCCCAAAGGGAAGAAAUAGAAAAGGCAAAAAAUAUAAAAAGAGAAAUUUCUGUUUUAAAUAUUAUUAAGAAUCACAGAAUUUAUGAACAGCAUAGAUGCUCUUCUGAACUAGAAAUAGAGGAUGAGCCGUUAUCUUAUAAAAAUAGACAAACUAGAAAAUCAUCCAUGGAGACAAUGCUAAAAGAUUAUUACGCAAAUGAGUAUUACAUUGGAAAUAAAGAAUUCGAAAAAUUCCUAAGACAAAGUGCACUUACGAAAGAAGAAAGAGAAAUAUAUGAAAAUGAAUAUUUAUUAAAAGAUUCAUUAAAAUUGAAUAAUAACGGAAAUUGGGAUAAAACUCAAGGUGAUCUUCUAUAUUGCAAAAUAAAUUCGGGUGCCAUUUUAAGUGAUAAAGAAAAUCCAUCCUUAGAAUUGUUACAUCAAAAGUUGAUAAAGGAGGAGAAUAGGGAACUGUUUACCAAUACUCUUAAACAAGAACGUAACGAUUCAAUAGAUUCAUUACUUAAGUUAGACGAAUUCGAAAAAGAUGAUAAAUUGGCAAAAUAUUCAGAGAAAAAUGAAUUAAAUAAUAUCUUUACGGAAAAGAACGCAAAAUACGUCGAUUUUUUACUUUUAUGUAUGAAUAGCGAACAAAGUGAAAGAUUUUCAAUAGAGGCUUCUCCAUCGCUCGAAAAUCCUUCUUUAAAUGGAAAGAACUCUGAAAAGAGAGAGAGGGAUAAUACUAUAGUAAAUAAAUCGUACUCAAUUCCAGAUGCUACGAAUACAAAUACGCCAUUAAAAAGAGAAUAUAAUUGUAUUCUGACCGAUGAUAUCGUUCAACAGUAUAAGAUCAAUGGAAACAGGGAGUUAAAACCGCAAAAGUUGAACGUUAAGUCAGAAAUUAAACUACUCAAUUCUGGUAAUAAAUCGACAGUAGAUAAACACUUAGUUAAAACUUUAAGUGAUAGAUCUCAACUUAAUCAAGAACUAAUAAAUUGGUGUAAUAAAGAACUGAAAAAAUACAAAUCUAUUAAAUUAAUAGAUAAAAAACUAGAAGACAAAAACAAUGAUAAAAACGUCUGUAAGAGACAUAUUAAUAGGUUAAAAAAGGAUUCAAAAUGGUGGCCUGUUUGUUCGAAGUAUCCUAAAUUCAAAAUUGAUCAUUUAAAUAAAGAAAAAUUGAGUAACGUAUCAAGCUGCUCAGGCCUAGAGUCUAUAACAUCUAUUUUAAAUCGCAAUAAACCAAGGAAAAUAAACAACUCCUCGAGCACUUCGAAGACGAAGAUUUCCAUGAAGAAGAAGAAGAAAGAGAUAAAAAUUACCGGAAAAGUUCAACAUUCCGAGAUUGAUUGUAUCAGUUCUAGUGAAUCGAAAAGAGUAUCUGGGUCUGUUGUUUGCGAAUUAGGUACAGGAUCUAGAGAUGAAUCUACUUUAAAUAAUAGAACAAUAAAACAAAGUGGAGAAAAGAACCAGACGUUUAAUAAAUUUAGUGGUGAAAAAGUAAAAUCCAUGACAAAGAAGACAAAGCCGAAGAUGAAAAUGGAAACAACUUUUGAGAAACAAUCUCCAAAGUCCACUCAAAUAGGUCAAGGAAAAAGAGCACCUAAGAGUACACACAUUGAUAAAUCAUCCGCAUCUUCCUAUAGAACAAUCUCCUUCGAUUUGCAAGAAGUUAAGCUGAAAGGAAGACCAAAUAAGUUUUCAUCAAUUUCCUCUGCCGAUUUAUUUAAAUGUCAAACAAAUAUCUUAAGGAAAAAGAGAAAGAGAACUUGUACGUACAAGGGAAAAGUCGAAUAUCCUACCUCUACACCAACUUUAACAUCCUUCCUCCCCUCAACAGAACCACACACACUUAGCUAUAGUGAUAGUAUGGUAACAAACGGUAAUGCAAGUAGAAGAGAAAUAGAUAUAUUAGCGUCGUCAACACAUAUUGGACCAGGAAUUCCAAUAAAGAAGGAGGAGGUCGAAAAGUACGAUUCGAGACGAUCAAUACCCUUUGGAAUAUUGAACUCGCCUUCUCCUGGACAAAUUGACCUAGUAAAAGAUUGGGAAUGUUCAAAUACAAUUGAGAGUAUUCAAGAUGAAAACGUACCGAAAGUCAAUGAUAAAUCAUGGAGGAAUAAAAAUAAUUGGGAUAAAGUCAAGCUUGGAUUUAUUGGAAAUGAAUCAAUCAAUAAUAUAUUGAUAUCGAUAUUUAACGAAGAUUCUUUUGACGUUACGAAUUCUUUCGUCAACUCGAGUAAUGAUACCUUCUCGGAUAAUUACGAUGAUAUAGUCGAGAAUAGUGACGUCAUUUUAAUAACAUAUCAAUCUGUUAAAAGUUCAAAAGAUGUUUUAAGCGUGCUUAAGAGAUUAAGUAGAAAAUUGAGAGGAAAGAUGUUACUUAUCAUCCUGAAUUCAAUUCAAUGCAAUAUUUGUAUAGAUGAGAUAGAAAAUAUAUUAGAUAAUCAAGGGAUUAUCCUUAAAAUUCUUAUUAAUUUAACAAUACUGGUUAAAACUGGUAUAGCUAUUUGCGUUGCUGGUAGAGAUGUGCUUCUGGAAGAUUUGGAUUUUGUUUCUAGACUAUUCAAAACUAUUGGUCUAGUAGAAAUUAUAAAGGAAGAAGAGCUGGAAGCAGUAUAUUCUAUAACUCAGAAUGGUUUAGUUAUUGUAAGGGGAAAAUUAAUGAUUUAAGCAGUAUACAGUCUACAGUCUAUAUACACAUAUUUUAUUAAUUAGGCGGCUACGGCUUUACAAGCUCUAACUGAUGGUGGAGUUUUAGUUGAUCUACCGAGAGAUGUCUCGCUAGAUAUUGCUGCGCAGACAAUAAAGGGUUCGGCAAAGAUGAUUUUAGAUAAUAAAUAUCAUAUUUGUAAUUUAAUUGAUAACUUUUUAACAAGUCAACCUUGUUUAUUCGGACUAAGAAAAUUGGAGGAGGAAAAGUUCAAGGCUACAAUUAAAAAUUGUUUACUUCCUUUAAAUAUCCUAGACAGAAAAACAUAGAAGACUUUAUUAAUAAAAGCCAAAAAAUAAACAUAACAAAAACAAAUAAAA